UUGUACAGCAUAUAUAAUAAUAAUAAUAAUAUAUAUAAACCCCCAUCCGUCCCAACACGCCACGACGUGUUCUUCUCAUUCCUCAUUGAAAAAGAAGAGUUGGUAGAGAGGAGUAGAAUGGGGACUAAGAAUGAGACAUCGUCGCUUGAAGAUCUGAUACAUAAGGCUGGCGGCUGCGCCGUCGUCGACGGAGGUUUCGCGACCCAACUGGAGAACCACGGUGCCGUCUUUAACGACCCUCUCUGGAGCGCUCUUUGCUUAAUCAAAGACCCUGAUCUCAUUAAACGGGUCCAUCUCGAGUAUCUUGAAGCUGGUGCAGAUAUACUCGUGACCUCUUCUUAUCAGGCAACCAUUCCUGGGUUUGUAUCUAAAGGACUUUCGGUUGAAGAAGGGGAGGAGUUGCUGAGGAAAAGCGUCAGAAUAGCUGCGGAAGCACGAGAUGAUUUCUGGGAUGAUGUUAAGGGAAGAGUUGCAGGACAUGGUUAUAACAGAGCUUUGGUAGCAGCUUCAAUUGGAAGCUAUGGGGCUUAUCUUGCGAAUGGGUCUGAAUACAGUGGAUCAUAUGGACCUGAUGUUAAUUUGGAAAAGCUGAAAGAUUUUCAUCGCCGGAGAUUGCAAGUUGUUGUUGAAGCAGGUUCGGAUAUACUGGCUUUUGAGACAAUCCCCAAUAAGAUGGAAGCUCAGGCAUGCAUGGAGUUGGUGGAGGAAGAAAAUGUGCAGAUUCCAUGUUGGAUAUGUUUCAGUUCCAUGGAUGGUGAGAAUGCACCAUCAGGAGAGAGCUUCAAGGAGAUUCUUGAUAUAUUAAAUCAGAGUGGAAAGAUAUCUGCUGUAGGAAUUAAUUGUGCACCGCCUCAAUUCAUUCAGGAUCUUGUCAAGAAAUUUAAAGUGUUGACUGAAAAGAUCAUAGUCGUGUACCCAAACAGCGGAGAAGUUUGGGAUGGAAAGGCUAAGAAAUGGCUUCCUUCAAAGUGUUUUGAUGAUGACAAAUUUGAGAUUUUCGCCACCAAAUGGCGUGAUGCAGGAGCAAAACUCAUUGGUGGUUGUUGUCGAACAACGCCUUGCACUAUCCAAACCAUUUCUAAUGUUGUAAAACCGAAACCUCCUCCUACAUCUUAAAUCUCCUCCUGUCCUCUCUUUCGGUAUGACUCUUGUGUUAGAGAAAAUUUUGUCAAUAUUAUAAAGUAUCUAGAACUAUUUUUGAAAAGUUUAUGGAGAGUAGCAAACAUCUGUGAAUUGAUGAUGGGUU
This is a messenger RNA of Impatiens glandulifera, 1246 nucleotides long. RefSeq names its product homocysteine S-methyltransferase 1. Gene Ontology annotation, molecular function: zinc ion binding; S-adenosylmethionine-homocysteine S-methyltransferase activity. Bases 118 to 1116 code for a protein of 332 amino acids. The record is from RefSeq and is a predicted model, not a curated record. The transcript has 7 exons. Gene Ontology annotation, biological process: S-methylmethionine cycle. NCBI's taxonomy places the organism in Eukaryota, Viridiplantae, Streptophyta, Magnoliopsida, Ericales, Balsaminaceae.